Molecule: messenger RNA, 3407 nt
Organism: Stereum hirsutum FP-91666 SS1
Lineage: Eukaryota; Fungi; Basidiomycota; Agaricomycetes; Russulales; Stereaceae
Exons: 2
Coding region: 4-2115 (703 amino acids)
Source: RefSeq, a predicted model, not a curated record
CCCAUGGCUCAAGUCCUCCAUCCGCCGUCCCACAACAUCAGGACCAUCCAGCGCAAGCCCAGAGGCGGCAUCCUCCUCAACUCGAGUCCCUCUACCGCAUAUACGCCCCUGCCUUCCCUCACCCUGUCCCCCUCUCCCUCGGCGCCUUCCUCCGCACUCUCCUCCUCCUUCUCCGCCCACCCCCAUCCACAGCCCCUCUCGCCACUAUCUGUAUCCUCCUCCAUCGACGACAUCCUCGCCACUCCAUCAGCCUCCGCCGCUUCCUCGCCACCACCCUCCAUCACCGGCACCACCCAUCACGCAAACUCCCUCCCCGCCAGCGUCAGUACCAAGUAUGCCAGCCCCGCUCCAGACUUCUCCAAGGCCAGGAGUGGUUCAGCCCCACCAAACAGCCGUCGCAUCCGCUUCGCCCCCCUCCCUGAUCCCCGCCGUGCCGUGCUCAUAACCGACGACGGCGACGAGCUCCCGCUCCCCGUCGCACUCGACUCGGAUGACGACGACGACAUCGAACAGCCCCCGUCUGUCCCUCACUCCCGUCGCGAGAGCGACGCGGAAGCACCGCUGCCAUUGCUCCACUCACCCGACUGCGCCGCCCAGCCGAAUGACUCCCUUCUUCUUGGCACCGGCGCACCAGACCCCCGCUGCUCCUGCCAUCCCUCCAUCAUCACCACCUCGCCCUCUCCCACGACACCCACCUUCUCUCCCGUCUCCGCCUCCUCACUCCCUUCCACCUCGUCCUCCCCCAUCCGAAAACGAAGUGCCUCCCCCUACCAGUCUUCCCACGGUGCUUCCUCUCUUACCUCCGUCGCUUCUACCACCUCCACCGCCACCGCCCACCAGGCCAGCCUCGCAAAAAAGCUCUUCAGACCCUUCCUCUCCAAAUCAAACCACGAUGACCCCGGCUCCCUGUCCUCCCUCGGCCUCUUCCGUACCUCCUCCAAGGAGAGCACUCACUCCAACGCGUCCACUUCGAGCAAUUGGAGUUCCCUCAGCCGCUGGACCUCCGAUCUCGGUGGUUCCACCCACCGUCGCGGAUCCACCGCCUCGUCCAAAUCCGCCCCCAAAGCACGCCCCAACUCCGCCCCGUCCUCUCCACGCCGGACCACGCGCAUGCUUAACGGACGAGUGUACGGCGCCCCCAGACACCCUAACCAUCUCAAACCGGGCCCGUACCAGCACAAGAGCAAGAACGUGUUCGAUAACGUCCGGGACGAGUCUGAGUUCGUCGAGUGGGGUUACGGAGGCGCGGGAAGUGUGCGAAAUUCGGGAGCUGGCGGAAAGUGGAGUAAGCUGCAGAGCGGAGAUAAGAUCGUUGUGGGCGGGUAUGAUGCGACGGAGAGGGGCAGACAGGGUUCGAGGAAGAGCGAGGGUGAUUCGCCGAGUAAGCCGGCGCAGGAUGACGACGAUGGGAGUGGAAUGGCGUGGUUGAAGAAGAGGAGAGAGACGCGAGAGAAGGAGAAGAAGGAGCAGGAGGAGCGGGAGAGGCAGAAGGCUGCUGCUGCUGCUCAGGCGGAGGCGGAGUCUACAGGAGACGGUACUACUGCUGCCGUCACAGCUGACGCUGAGGCCCCUGUUCCUGUUCCCUCUGAUGUCGAUGAAGUCGCUUCACCCGAACUCGCUGAGGCCGCCCCAUCAUCACCACCGACCAUCCCGCAUGCACCCACACCCUUACCACCUGUGGACGAUGCUGCCAAACCCUCCGAGCACGUCCAUACCGCGGUCACCAUCCCCGCACCCGGCUCGAAGCAUCACCACGCACGAUCACUCUCCUCCGACGUCGCUAUCGGCCUGAAAACACCCACCACGCUCUCCCGCGAGCCGACGAUCGAGGCUAUCAGCGUCCCGCGGAUCUCGCCAGAACCGGACGCGGACGCGGACGACACGUCGGACGAGAAGACGGCAUCGGAGGGUGAUAUGGUGGAUGUGAGUGCGAGUUCUGGUGCGAGUACGGCGACGAGUGAGACGAGUACGAAUGCGAGCGCGAGUGAUGAGGAGGAUGGGGACGAGGAGGAUGAGAAGGAGGAGGAACAUCAUGAGAAGCAUAGGAAGACGGCGUUGGGUGCGGGGGUUGAGAUUCUUAGUCGGCACAGGGACAAUACCGCUAGCGUGGCUUGAUCCGCUCCCUGUGCGCGUCUCUUCCCGUUGUAUAUACCUCGUCUUGUUUUCCUUUCAUCAUCAUCUAUCCCCACUCGCUCCCCACGUUCUCGUCAUCCACCAGUUUUUUUCUCUUUUCCAUUCCGGGUUUUUCAUUGUAUAUAUAUUUCUCAAAUCUCAAGUACAGGACGAACGGCAAUCAUCUCUCGAUUUUCAGCAAUCGCACUACAUACACAUCCAUUCUGUCGUACACCAUAUACAUCUCUUCCUCUCUUCUCUUCCCUUUUCUCUCCCUUUCCCCUCUCCUCUCCUCUGUUCGUGUCCCUCUCUUCCUAUAUUCGUGUCCCUUGCUCUCCCUCCCCCUCUAUCUCGCUCGCUCUCGUGCUUCAAACUCAAAUCUCACUUCUCACUUCUCACACCAUGUCCUCUCCGUCCCAUCGACAUGUACAGAAUGUUCAUUAUUCUUCCGACUCCCUGUGUUUCGUGUUUUCGUUAUCUCUAUUCCAUAUCGAUAUCUGUUCUCCAUCUCCGUCUUCGUCUGUCUCUGUCCGUUUCCGUUUCCGUUUCCCUUUUUGUUCCUUGAAAUUGUGCUCCUGUGAGUUAGUCGGUUUGUGAAGUUCAAGUUAUAGGCACAUUUUCUUCUUUUUGGUUUGGUUUGUUUGGUUGGUUGUCGAUGUUGUACAGAAGUCGUUCUACAUCGUCGGUUGCGUUUGCAUCUGCAUUGAUGCGUCAGUUGGUGGGAUGUGUGGUACAGUAUAAGGUUGGUGUGGUAUAAGGAUGGAAGGUGUGUGGUAUAAGGUGGUGUGGUAUAAAGGAGGGAGGUGGUAUAAGGUGGUUGGUGUGGUGUGUGGUCUAAGGCGAGGGGGUGAGGGUGGUGGUGGUGGUUGGUGGUGGUUGGUGAUGUUCAUGACUCGGACGAUAACGACGUUGAUAUCGAUGGUUCUUUUCCUCUCCCUCUCCUUCCUUCCACAUUCCCCACCCAAUCCACUCACCGCUCUCCACUCAUCCUCUCACCCCCGCUUCAAGUUAUUCUGCUCUCAGGCUCUUGAUCUCCUAUUCUCCUAUCUCAUUUCACUUCUCCUCACAGUCCACUCUCAAGUUAUCGCAAUCACUCUUAGACUUUCCCCUUCUCCUUCCCCUUUCCACUCCAACUUUCAACUUCCAACUCCCGGUCUUCGCCUCACCUCUUCAAGUUCUCAGUACAUACGAGCUCGGCAUGAUAUGAGAUGGUCGUUAUUUCUCCAUCGACACGAUGUUGAUGUUUCUGCUUCUGCACUGCACAUAUUCUUAUACAAUAUACAAACCUCAAAUUC